UCAAUUUCAUGUGCUCGUCGAUCUCCAUACAUGCAGACACACUCUUCCCCUCCGAAUCCCAUUCAUCCCACAUUCAUAGCCUUUCCCUUUUUCGGGCCUCGCAAAAAUUCAUAAAGCUCCCACCUUUUUCACCCAAGAAUAAAAUACUCCAUUCCAUUUCAUCGAUUCAAUUUCAUACAUACAUAAAUUUGUGUAUGGAAUCAUUCGCUUUCUCGGGACUAUUCGAAUUGGGGAGAGAGAGAAACAGGGAUAUGCAUGCAUAGCGUAAAAAUUCUUGAUUUGACGUUUUGAUGUGCUGUCAUCUCUCAGGUUUCCGCGAUUGAUUUCCUGCUGUUCAACGGUCUUCGCUUCCCCCUUUUCACUUUCCCAGAUUUUCUUUUUUUUCCAAAGCUAGAGAGAGAGAGAGAGAGAGAAAUUUACCAUGUUCUCUGCAUGUGAGAGUUAGGGGAUUUUGGGGGAAAUGGCAUUGAUGGAGGAAGAGGGAGGAUCGAUGGAGAAGGAUUUUGAUUCGAAGCUCAAGGUUGAGAGCAGUGAUACGCCUCAGAGAUCUAAGAGUUUUGCAUUCAGAGCCCCACAGGAGAAUUUCAGCAUCCAAGAUUUUCAACUCGAGAAGAUUUAUGGUGUUGGUUCUUAUUCAAAGGUUGUUAGAGCAAGAAAGAAAGACACUGGAAUGGUUUAUGCCAUGAAGAUCAUGGAUAAAACGUUCAUCACUAAGGAAAAUAAAACAGCAUAUGUGAAAUUGGAGCGUAUAGUACUGGAUCAGCUAGACCAUCCUGGUGUAGUGCGGUUGUAUUUUACUUUUCAAGACAGUUGCUCCCUCUACAUGGCUCUUGAAUCCUGUGAUGGUGGUGAGCUUUUUGAUCAAAUAACCAGGAAAGGUCGUUUGUCUGAGGAUGAGGCCCGUUUUUACGCAGCUCAAGUUGUGGAUGCUCUUGAAUAUAUACAUAGUAUGGGAUUGAUACAUCGAGAUAUUAAGCCGGAGAACCUUUUACUUACUACCGAUGGCCAUAUCAAGAUUGCUGAUUUUGGUAGUGUAAAGCCCAUGGAAGGCAGUCGGGUCACUGUCCUUCCGAAUGCAGCAUCAGAUGAUAAAGCUUGCACCUUAGUCGGGACAGCUGCUUACGUACCUCCGGAAGUUUUAAAUUCCUCCCCAGCCACUUUUGGGAAUGACCUUUGGGCACUUGGAUGCAUCGUAUACCAAAUGCUUGCAGGAAUUUCGCCUUUUAAAGAUACGAGCGAAUGGCUUAUGUUCCAAAGAAUUGUAGCUAGAGAUCUUAGAUUUCCGAAUUAUUUUUCAGAUGAAGCACGAGACCUCAUUGAUUGGUUAUUGGACAUGGAUCCGAGUAGGCGACCAGGAGCAGGAAAUGGUGGUUAUGCUACACUAAAAAACCAUCCUUUUUUCAAGGGUACCGAUUGGACUAAUUUGAGGGAAGGAACAACCCCACCUACACUUGCUUCAGAACCGGGCUCGACAGGUGAAAACCAAGAUUCCUCAUUGAACCCAACGCGCGCUGGGGAUGGCUCAGUGAGAACUUAUGACGGAAAUGGUGGUGCUGUGCCAGCUUCCGAAUCUGUUAACGUAACUAGGCUUGCUUCAAUCGAUUCAUUUGAUUCAAAAUGGCAACAAUUCUUGGAGCCUGGCGAAUCUGUUCUUAUGAUCUCCUUGGUUAAGAAGCUGCAGAAACUGUCGAGCAAGAAGGUGCAACUCAUCCUCACCAACAAACCGCAGUUAAUUUAUGUCGAUCCUGCAAAGUUGGAGGUCCGAGGAAAUGUAGCAUGGUCGGACAAUCCUAAUGAGCUCAAUGUCCAAGUAAUGAGCCCUUCAAAUUUCAAGAUUUUCACUCCCAAGAAAAUCUUCUUAUUUGAGGAUUCAAAACAAAGAGCAGGUCAGUGGAAAAAGGCAAUUGAGUCUCUCCAAAACCCCUGAGUUCACAAAUCAUUGUUUGUUCAUAGCUAGAGCGACAUGCUGGUACGUAAACACUACAUCUUCGGUUGAAAACAUUUGCUGGAGUUGCAUGUUACAGAAAACUAGUUACAAAGAUCAUCACAGACUUGACUCUUCUCCCAAGCUUACAAACGAGUCAUGUCGUCUGCAGAUAUCCACCAUUUUUGACAAUUUGUUUUAUAAUCUGACUAUUGAACUUGUUUAUAGAAGGACCUCAUUUUAUGUUUUUUUAAUGUACUUGAAACUUUAGAAAAAAAUAUCCAUCUACAAAGUGAAUGAAAUGUGUAAAAGUGCACAAAAACAGUGUGUAUAGAGAGAUUUGUGGUUUAAUAUAGUUAAUUUGUUUUCUUAUUUUAUAGGUAA
Salvia splendens (bonfire salvia) is the source of this 2308-nucleotide messenger RNA. Its product is annotated as 3-phosphoinositide-dependent protein kinase 2-like. Gene Ontology annotation, molecular function: protein serine/threonine kinase activity; ATP binding. Lineage: Eukaryota; Viridiplantae; Streptophyta; Magnoliopsida; Lamiales; Lamiaceae. Gene Ontology annotation, biological process: intracellular signal transduction; peptidyl-serine phosphorylation. The record is from RefSeq and is a predicted model, not a curated record. Bases 461 to 1927 code for a protein of 488 amino acids. The transcript is spliced from 11 exons.